This is a messenger RNA of Pseudomyrmex gracilis, 2574 nucleotides long. It is a transcript of the gene U4-U6-60K, whose product is annotated as U4/U6 small nuclear ribonucleoprotein Prp4. Gene Ontology annotation, cellular component: U4/U6 x U5 tri-snRNP complex. NCBI's taxonomy places the organism in Eukaryota, Metazoa, Arthropoda, Insecta, Hymenoptera, Formicidae. Bases 232 to 1806 code for a protein of 524 amino acids. The transcript has 5 exons. Gene Ontology annotation, molecular function: U6 snRNA binding; protein binding; U4 snRNA binding. The record is from RefSeq and is a predicted model, not a curated record. Gene Ontology annotation, biological process: mRNA splicing, via spliceosome.
CAUAACCUCUGACUGAAUCUUUCGUAACAAACCAAAAAAAUUAAAAAUCUCACGAGACUUGUGUGCCACUCUUCGUUUUGAUUUUUUUUUUUGAAGUUGUAACCGUGAAGAGCAAUUACAUUUGAUAGAUUUGUAUUUUGAAAAAAAUUAAAUUAAAAAAAUAGUGCAAACAUACAAGUUAGCAGCAUAUAAACUGAGAGCAACAGAAAUCCGUGUUCGUAACUGUUUAAAAUGUCUGACGACGAGGAUGUGGUUUAUGUGAAAAAGCAGAAAACUGUUCAUUAUGGCUCACUGGAAGAAGCAGAACGUGCACGACUCGCAGCUGUUGCUGCUGAAACUACAGAAGAAGAAAAAGAUGCUACAAAUACAACAGAUGUUACCAAUGCUUCUGCCUUGGCAGGGAAUGUACAUAUCUCUAAUGAAUAUAUGGAACUUGAAGAUGAAAUGUCUAAAGACCGCCAGGCGUUGUUGGAAGAAUUUGAACGUAGAAAAAAAGCUAGACAAAUUAACGUUUCUACAGAUGAUUUUGAAGUAAAAAAGCAUUUGAGACAAUUAGGCGAACCUAUUUGUCUAUUUGGUGAAGGUCCUGCAGACAGAAGAACAAGAUUAAGAGAACUGCUGGCCAAUAUUGGUGAAGAUGCUAUUAAGAAGAAGCAUGAAGAAGAAGAGAAACCAUCUCAUACAAUUGAAAAAGAUACAGAAACAACUUGGUAUCACGAAGGUCCAGAAUCUUUGCAAAUUGCACGAUCGUGGAUAGCAACAUAUUCGUUGCCAAGAGCAAAAGCAAGGCUAGAAAAGGCACGACAAGACUUGCAGCUAUCCGCUGCAACUCGCACAGCAAAGAGACAAGAACUUUUAAAGAAGUUACAAGCAUUGAGCAUUUUUUGCUCUCAAAUUGGGGAUACAAGGCCCAUUUCUUUCUGUCAAUUUAGUCCAAAUUCAAAGAUUCUUGCUACAGCCUCAUGGUCAGGCUUAUGCAAAUUAUGGUCUGUACCUGAUUGUACUUUGUUGCGCAUUUUAAAAGGACACUCUUGUAAUGUCGGCUGCAUUGUUUUUCAUCCAAAAGCUACAAUAACUGAAGAUGUGAUGAGUGAUAGUGCGGGACAAACUUGCAUAUUGGCAUCCUGUGCAUCAGAUGGUACUGUAAAACUAUGGAGUGGCGGCACUGGCGAAAAACCACUCGCAGAAGUGGAAGGUCAUGAACCUUACAGAGUUUCCAGGAUAGCUUUUCAUCCAUCCGGACGAUUUCUUGGCACUUGUUGUUAUGAUGCAUCUUGGCGAUUAUGGGAUUUGGAACAGCAGGCGGAAGUUCUUCAUCAAGAAGGUCAUGCUAGAGCUGUACACUGUAUUAGCUUUCAGUGCGAUGGUAGCGUUUGUGCAACAGGAGGCCAUGAUUCAUUUGGUCGAAUAUGGGAUUUGCGCACCGGUAGAUGCAUUAUGUUCAUGGAUGGGCAUCUAGGAUCCAUAUUUGGCAUUGAUUUUUCGCCGAAUGGUUUUCACAUAGCAACGGCGAGCGAAGAUAACAGUUGCAAAAUAUGGGACUUACGGAAGAGAGCUUGCAUAUACACGAUACCGGCACAUACCAGUUUGCUCUCCGAUGUGAAAUAUCAGAAAAUAGAAGGACAAUAUUUGGUUACCGCAUCGUAUGACAAUACGGCCAAGAUUUGGUCCAAUAAAACAUGGCAGCCUCUCAAAAUGCUACCAGGACACGACGGAAAAGUAAUGUCCGUUGAUGUAUCUUCCGAUCACAAAUAUAUCGCGACUAGUUCGUACGACAGGACUUUCAAAUUAUUUGCUCCGGAAUAAAAGAAAUAACUUAAAAACUUUAUUUCUUUCAGAAAAAAGAAUUAGUGUAAGACAAAUUUAUUUUCCACGAUAUGUUUUAUUUGCAUUACUUAUUGUAAAAGAUGAAAUAUGUAAUAUAACAAUGUAAAACCACAUCUUUGUUUAUACAAUUUGAUUGUGUAAUUUGAUUGUAUAAUAUUAUAUAUUUUUAUAUACAUUUCAUUGUAUAAUUUUAUAUAACAAUGUAAUUAUAUAGUUAAAAAUGUGCAUAUUGAAGCUCGUUCUGUUAAUGUACAAAUUUUAAAAAAUAUUUCUCUUCUGUAAAAUAGGUUUUACAAUCGUAUAUAUAAACUUUUGACUAUAUUUAUAACUGGAGUAGCUGUCGUUCAAUAGACGCAUCGGUGUCGACGUUUAUAUUGACCUCGAAAGAAUUGCAGAUGCGUCAAACUGCAAACUCCUGUAUCAAGGUUUGUUGAUUACAUUUCAAGACACGAAUAUCAAAAGAGGAAAGACUUUGCUGCUUCGUUAAUAAACUUUUGACGAAAUUUAAAUAGAAAACAGUAGUACACUCUUUGAAACUUUAGUUAUAGAUCUUGCAUUGUUUUACUGACAAAAGCUCUUUUUUUUUUUUUUAAUGUUUAAUUUUAUUGUUUAAAUUCAAGAUUUUUAAAAUUUUAUCCUUUUCUUUUUACUGUGAUUCUAUAUAUUUUUAUUUAUAAACAUAUUUAUUUAAACAUCGUGUUACAUAGAAUAUGCAAUUAUUUUCUCUGUCUCCUUUAUAUUCUUUUA